ACAGAUGCAGAGAUGAAGUUGAGUAAAAUAGGGUGCAGAGACCCUGCAGAACCUGCAUCGGCCGGCGGCAACAUGUCGUCAUGACCGACCCGGCCCGAGCAACGUCCAUGAAACUCGGAACAACCAGGGGAAUCCGACUCUUUGAGUGGUCAAUCCAUGUCUAUCCACAUCUGCGUAGGAGUGGAUGAAAGGUGGAGGAGAGCUGAUUGCCAAAUUCUGUUAGGGCUUGGAAUGAAGCAACCGGUUUCGGUCAUGACAUCAUCACAGCUAUGACUUCAUCACCUCCGAACGAGCAUAUAUAGUUGUCCCUGUCGUCGUAUCUCGACAACAUCAACAACAACAAUCAUCUACUGCAUUUAUCAAAGUCAUUUUUACCUCAAUCAACAUGCCUAUCCCCGUUCCCUCCGCCUCCAGCGUCCACGACCUCUUCAGCCUGAAGGGCAAGGUCGUCGUUAUUACCGGCGCUUCCGGCCCUCGCGGCAUGGGCAUUGAAGCCGCACGUGGCUGCGCCGAGAUGGGCGCCAACAUCGCCCUCACCUACUCUUCUCGUCCUCAGGGUGGUGAGAAGAACGCCGAAGAACUUCGCAACACCUACGGUGUCAAGGCCAAGGCCUACCAGUGCAACGUCGGCGACUGGAACAGCGUCAAGAAGCUCGUGGACGACGUGCUGGCCGAAUUUGGCCAAAUUGACGCCUUCAUUGCCAACGCUGGCAAGACGGCCAGCAGUGGUAUCCUCGAUGGCUCCGUUGAGGACUGGGAAGAAGUCAUCCAGACCGAUCUGACGGGUACCUUCCACUGCGCCAAGGCGGUGGGUCCGCACUUCAAGCAGCGCGGAACCGGCAGCUUCAUCAUCACCUCUAGCAUGUCCGGUCACAUUGCGAACUUCCCACAGGAGCAGACUUCGUACAACGUUGCCAAGGCAGGCUGCAUCCACAUGGCCCGGUCAUUGGCCAACGAGUGGAGGGACUUUGCCCGCGUGAACAGCAUCUCCCCGGGUUACAUCGACACAGGAUUGUCAGACUUUGUGGAGAAGAAGACUCAGGAUCUGUGGAUGUCCAUGAUUCCCAUGGGACGAAACGGUGAUGCCAAGGAGCUGAAGGGUGCAUACGUCUAUCUCGCCAGUGAUGCCAGCACAUACACGACGGGUGCCGAUUUGAUCAUUGACGGAGGAUACACCGUGCGGUAAAUUGACCGCGGUCGGGGAGAAAAAUAAUGUUUAUGACAUGUAUGUAAUGAAUAUAAAUGUUCAAUUGUAUCAAUUGCUUGG
Molecule: messenger RNA, 1267 nt
Organism: Aspergillus vadensis CBS 113365
Lineage: Eukaryota; Fungi; Ascomycota; Eurotiomycetes; Eurotiales; Aspergillaceae
Product: SDR family oxidoreductase
Exons: 1
Coding region: 386-1186 (266 amino acids)
Cellular component (GO): intracellular anatomical structure
Molecular function (GO): oxidoreductase activity, acting on NAD(P)H, oxygen as acceptor
Source: RefSeq, a predicted model, not a curated record